AUGAAGCCAUCAGAAUCAUACUCAUAAAUUUUCUUCAAGAGAUAUAAUGUAAAGAAUUUAUUAGGUUUAUUAGUCAGCUAUUAUUAGCUUAUAAAAACACAAGACCAAACAAAUUAUUAAAACAAAAAAGGGUUGGGGUUGA
Paramecium pentaurelia is the source of this 142-nucleotide messenger RNA. NCBI's taxonomy places the organism in Eukaryota, Ciliophora, Oligohymenophorea, Peniculida, Parameciidae. The record is from the annotation of a GenBank genome assembly.